AUGUUGAAGGACCGUCCGAGCGGAACCAUAGUUCACACAUAUGUUUCACUUCCCCCGUACGUCCCUCCAGCUGCUGCACACAGACACAGCGGCUCCGAAAGCUCCGUAUUCACGAACUUCUCUCCAUCUGCAGAACCCACCGCCUCUGCUCCUCUCGGAACCAUGUCACACACGAUCCUUCUGGUGCAGCCGACCAAGAGACCCGAGGGCCGCACGUACGCAGACUACGAGUCUGUGAACGAGUGCAUGGAAGGAGUCUGUAAAAUGUACGAGGAGCACCUGAAGCGGAUGAACCCCAACAGUCCGUCCAUCACCUACGACAUCAGCCAACUGUUCGACUUCAUCGACGACUUGGCCGAUCUCAGCUGCCUCGUGUACAGGGCGGACACACAAACGUACCAGCCGUACAACAAAGACUGGAUCAAAGAGAAGAUCUAUGUUCUGCUGCGGCGCCAGGCCCAGCAGGCGGCCAAGUAA
Molecule: messenger RNA, 477 nt
Organism: Knipowitschia caucasica
Lineage: Eukaryota; Metazoa; Chordata; Actinopteri; Gobiiformes; Gobiidae
Source: the annotation of a GenBank genome assembly